CAGAAACCUGCUAGCCUGGCUCCGAGGCUGGCACUGGGGAACUCCGGCAAAGGCUGGGCCUCGCCUUUCUCCGAUUCCUUUCCUCCCCUCGACUGCCAUGGAGACGCUUCCCGGGCCGUCCCGGCUGCCUCGCUGGAUUUCGGCCCAUCGCACCCUAGAGAAAGCUCUGCAGGGCUUGACGAAGUUGCAGCACCUGGUGGGGCAGCCUCGCCUGGGGCUCCGCAACAGCCCCCCUCACCUGCCCUACCUCCUGCCCCAGACGCACCAGCACCUGAGGCUUGUUCGGGAACACUAUGGGGCAGGUUUGGCCCAGCUCUGGGAAGAAACCUACUUUCGGGUCUUCCUCGCCAACCUGCUGGAGAAGAUCAAGCAAGCCACCAGGCUCUUCAAGAGGGAGAAGGAGCAAAUCUUCCAGGAGGGCUCGGCUGCCAGGUAAACGUCAAGAAACGGGUCAAAUCUUUGCACGUUAAAGAGGGCGAAUAGUAAAAUCAUAGGACUGUAGCGUUGGAAGGGACCACAAGCCUCAUCUCGUCCAAACCCCUGCAACGCAGGAAUUUUUUGCUAAAUGUGGGGCUAGGGCCCACGACCCUGACAUUGAGAGUCUCACGCUUUGCCAAUAGAACUAUCCUAGGUUCUGCAAAAUCUUGCUAGGCUGCCCCCAUUUUCUGGGACAAGGGUGGUCGCCAGUGCUGGAUUUGCGAGCGAGCGAAACUCUAUGAUGCUUUAGGGCCUCCGGUUAUGCAGGGUCUCUAAAACAACACAAUAAUCAGCUAAGUUUUCAAAUAUUGCAGGCUAUCCAAGUGUCUCUAUUUUCCAGGGACUGUCCCAGAUUUAGAUUUAGUCCCAGGUUUCUGAUUUGACCCCGGAAUGUCCCGCUUUUCCUUAGGACGUCCCUAUUUUCAUCGGAGAAAUGUUGGAAGGUAUGAAGUUAUGUGACCCCCCCAGGCAAGGAGAUAAGUAAAUAUACAACUUUUAGAACUUUUAGAAGACAUCUGAAGGCAGUCCUGUAUAGGGAAGGUUUUUUAAUGUUUUGUUAUGUUUUCAUAUAUGUUGGAAGCCACCCAGAGCGCCUGGGGCAACCCAGUCAGAUGGGCAGAGUAUAAAUGUUGUUGUUGUUGUUGAAUAGGAUGUCCCUGUUUUCAUCAGAGAAAGCUUGGAGGGUAUGGUGCUACACAAUUAUGUUUCAGCCGGCUUGUGAGCUUGCAAAUGCGAAAGUUCAUUAUUUCUGUUUUCUGACAGAAUAGCACACAUUUUGGGGAAAUAGUUAGUGCUGUGGGGUCCCUCCAAUUUGACAAAGCUAAAGACCACCACCCCAAAGUAUGGAUUAAUCUGGCAUUUCUGAACUGCAGCUCCCAUCAGCACCAGCCAGCAUGCCCAAUGGUCAGGGAUGGCGGCGGCUGUCAUUCAGCAACAUCUAGCGAUCACCCCAGUGGCUCCCCCAGAUUUAGGUGCAAGGGCACGCUUUUCGCCUCCCUUCCUUCCCAGGUUGCAAGCAUGCUGGUGGAAGGCUGCACCUGUUAGGUUUCUGCCUGGCUAAAGCCCAAGAUUCUGGCCAGGCGGAGUUUUACAAACUAGCAACCCUGCUGGUGCUCUGGGAUAAGGCAACACUAUUGCCAGCUUCUUUCGUGGCAAAAACCCUAUUAAAUAACAACCUGGUUGUGGCUCAAUAGGUAGAGCAUGAGACUCUUAAUCUCAAGAUUGUGGGUUCGAGCCCCACGUUGGGCGAAAGAUUCCUGCAUUGCACGGGGUUAGACUAGAUGACCCUCGUGGUCCCUUCCAACUCUACAAUUCUUGUAUUCUACUGAACAAUAUGACCAGGGCAGUUUGUUCCAAGCAGCACAAGUUCAAGAAAAAGCUGCAUCUGUUGGAUUUCUGCCUGCCACACGGCAGCUGUUAAGGGAAACAGAGUUUCUGCCAUGGUAAAACAUGGGCAAUUUUUUUUGCUAGUAAUAAUUAUUACAUUUAUUACCUUCCCUUCACCAGCAGCUCCCAGGUGGGAUACAGCAAUUUAAAAUUAAAAACGCUUAAAGCAGAUUGCAAUCACGGGAAUAGGGUGGGCCUUGAAAGCACAUAUCUCAGGUGUGAAGCUCCUGGAUUUAAAGUUGCAAUAAGGGCUGUGGUUAGUUUAAAAUCAAGUACACCUCGAAAGCUGGGAUAGAUCAAUAUCAUUUAGUCCCUGGGGCUCUCUUAGGCUGUGAAACAUUGUGAGCAGAGGUGGCACAUUUCUGUGCCUACAUAGAAGACAUUUUUGAACACCAGGUCAGGAGAAUCUGGACUGCGCCUGUAAAUCCUGAGAAGGCAGAACAGAAGGGAAUCUUGGACCUAUGAGCCUUAUAUGCAAGAAGGAGUGGAGGAGUGGUGGUUUUUUGUUUUAUAUUAUUCACUGAAAAACAAGAAAAGUACAAAAUUGUGAGUGCACAGGGUAAAGUAAGACACAAAAAAGAAGCAUGAAAUAGUACCCAUGUAGAAAACAAAGCAGGACAACAACAAAUAUUGUGUACAUUACCAAAAAAAGAGAGGAGAAAUUCUUAUUGUAGUUAACCAGACCUUAUGGUAUUUAUAAAAACGAAAUCCAAAUAUCGUUAAAUUUGUUCAUGGCAUGCCUAUGUUUGCAUGCAACCUGUUCGUGCAUAGUGAGUUUUUGUACAUAUCUUAAAUCCAAUCAUUUAAGGGGAGCUGCAUUUUUUAAAAAUUCUCCCUCCAAGAGGGGCGCUGACGAAUUUUAAUUUAGAUGCUUUGGCAGAAAUGGCAACCAGGGUGGUGAAUUGGGGGGUGGCGGGUGGCGGGCUGCGUACAUUUAAAUUUUCACACACACAACCAAAGAAUCCUGGGAACUGCGGUUUCUUAAGGGUGCUGGGAACUGUAGUUUUUUGAGGGAGGUGAGCUACAGUUCCCAUGAUUCCUUUUGGAAGUGUACAGCCUCCGCCUGGUUUAACAACUUGACUGCAAAAUUCGUCAGGGAAUUAUUUCGUGCUAAGGUGUGCAGAUCACGGGACUGAUAGCAGCACAGGAGCAGGUGAAAGAAAACAGAGUUGGCCAUUUUUUCCCCACCCAUCCACCUGCGGCCUCAGGGAGCUCUGUUUCCUCAUUUAUCAGCCGGUUGCUUAGUAACCAGGGCCUCUCCCCUCCUGUUUUAUAAGGCCACAAUUGGACCUUAUGAAUAAAAGUUUCUUGCUGCCUUUUGAACCCAUGACCUGCAGCCUUUUGAUCUACAGCAAUCUGCAGAUAAUGUCCCUUUGUCUCAUUCCCUCAUGGCAGCCUGCUGUUAAAGGAACAGGAGCAGGCCAGCCCUGGCUUUUUUCCUGGCCGUUCGGCAACCCUGUUUGGACCCUGCUGAAGCCACCCACCCAGCCUUUGCCACCGCAACAUAAACCUAAUGCACAAGCCCCCAGAGGCAUCGAGGAGGAAAGCGCUUCACCUGUUAUAUUUCUGCCUGUUCUGCUGUUAAACGACAACCCAUAUAUUUCCCCACAUUUCCCCCCUGUCCCCCGCAAAAAAACAAGCCCUAAUGCCUGACUGCAAGGUUGCUCCUUCUGUCCUGGCCGGGGCUUUGACAGCUGCACAGUUGAAAUCCAACAGGUGAAGCUUUGCUGUCGUGAAACCCGAAGGGAAAUCCGUUCAAAGCCCGUGCUGUUGAAUUUUAUUAUUAGCAACAUGCGGCUGAUUGCUGCACGGUGUGGUUUUUAUGAAUGGCGUAUUUCUGAACGGCUUUCAAGACUAUGAGUCAAAGGGGGGCAACUGGAAUCAUAAAACUACAGAGCGGGAAGGGACCCCAAGGGUCAUCUAGUCCAACCCCCUGCAAUGCAGGAAUAUCGACUGAAGUAUGCAUGAGAGGUGGCCAUCCAGACUCUGCUUACAAACCUCCAGUGAAGGAGAGCCCACAACCGCCAACAUUUAUUUCAGAUAAAUUACAGUGGUACCUCGGGUUACAGACGCUUCAGGUUACAGUGGUGCCUCGCAAGACGAAAUUAAUCCGUUCCACGAGUCUCUUCGUCUUGCGGUUUUUUCGUCUUGCGAAGCACGGCUAUUAGUGGCUUAGCGGCUAUUAACGGCUUAGCGGCUUUAAGAAAAAGGAAACAAACUCACAAGAACUCGCAAGACAUUUCGUCUUGCGAAGCAAGCCCAUAGGGAAAUUCGUCUUGCGGAACGACUCAAAAAACGCAAAACCCUUUCGUCUAGCGAGUUUUUCGUCUUGCGAGGCAUUCGUCUUGCGGGGCACCAAUGUACAGACUCCGCUAACCUAGAAAUAGUACCUUGGAUUAAGAACUUUGCUUCAGGAUGAGAACAGAAAUCGUGUGGCGGCAGCAGGAGGCCCCAUUAGCUAAAGUGGUACCUCAGGUUAAGAAUAGUUUCAGGUUAAGAACGGACCUCCAGAACGAAUUAAGUUCUUAACCUGAGGUACCGCUGUAUUGUGAGAAGCAGGAAACGGCUUUAUAUUUCACACCUGCUGUGCCGAUUCUUCGUUGUGUUGUGUGUGCUUGUAAAAAUUGCCUCCCCGGGCACCACUGGUAAAUGAUUAUCAUUUAUGCCUACAGCUAAGGCCAGUUGUGUGUGAUUGAUUGACUGGCUGGUCGGCCUUAUCCACUUGCCUUCUCUUGCUGCAGGAGGAAUCUCACCAAGCUGUCCCUGAUCUUCAGCCACAUGUUGGCUGAACUGCAGGCUCUGUUCCCUGAUGGACAAGACCGCGGCAGCACCUACCAGCUCAGCAAGCCCGAGGCCCAGACCUUCUGGAGGGAGACGUGGGGUUCAAGGUAGGACCCUCACUGCAGGUCACUCGGGCUUGGUACAACAGCACACCCAAACAUCCUACUCUUUCUACUUCAACACACCCGUGCCAGAUUUGAAAAGGUAAAGGGACCCCCGACCAUUAGGUCCAGUCGUGGCCGACUCUGGGGUUGCGGCGCUCACCUCGCUUUACUGGCUGAGGGAGCCGGCGUACAGCUUCCGGGUCAUGUGGCCAGCAUGACUAAGCCGCUUCUGGCGAACCAGAGCAGCGCACAGAAACCCCGUUUACCUUCCCGCUGGAGUGGUACCUAUUUAUCUACUUGCACUUUGACAUGCUUUCAAACUGCUAGGUUGGCAGGAGCAGGGAACCGAACAACAGGAGCUCACCUCGUCACGGGGAUUCGAACUGCCGACCUUCUGAUCGGCAAGUCCUAGGCUCUGUAGUUUAACCCACAGCGCCACCCGUAUAAGCUAAACAAGCUAUAGCUUAGGGCCCCACUUUCUUGGGGGGGGGGCAAAAAUUAAAGGGGAAAAAACCUGGAUGUACAUUUCCAAAAUAUAAGAGAAAAAAAUGAAAUAAAAUAAAACCUACAUACAGCAACAUUUUUUUGUGUUGUGUAGGCUCCUACGACGUAAGUCAUAGGCCCCGCCUGCUAGCCUGAUCCCUAAAAUAUCACUGGUUUGCUCAUUUCUAUAUAUAGGGCGCCUACAUUCUGCUAUUUAUAAUUAGUAGUAGCCCUAAACGGCCUCGGCUCAGUAUACCUGAAGGAGCGUCUCCACCCCCAUCGUUCUGCCCGGACGCUGAGGUCCAGCACUGAGGGCCUUCUGGCGGUUCCCUCAUUGCGAGAAGCAAAGCUACAGGGAACCAGGCAGAGGGCCUUCUCGGUAGUGGCGCCCGCCCUGUGGAACACCCUCCCACCAGAUGUCAAAGCGAUAAAUAACUACCUGACAUUCAGAAGACAUCUUAAGGCAGCCCUGUUCAGGGAAGUUUUUAAUCUGUGAUAUUUUAGUGUAUUUUUGGUUUCUAUGGAAGCCGCCCAGAGUGGCUGGGGAAACCCAGCCAGAUGGGCGGGGUACAAAUAAAUUAUUAUUAUUAUUAUUAUUAUUAUUAUUUGCACCAUAUAUUUACACCUAUUAGUUUUUCAUGUUAUAGCAAGUUUCUGGAGACUAGAUUGUAAGUCUUUGUAAAUUGUGUUUCUAAAGGAACAUUUGUUAUUGCCAAUGAUUGUUUUGAAUAAAAAUCAUUUUAAGUUAGAGUUUAAUAAUUAUUUCACUAUUAAUAGACUUCUUCGUAAUUGUAUUUCACUAUUAAUAUACUGGGACGCGGGUGGUGCUGUGGUCUAAACCACAGAGCCUAGGGUUUGCCGAUCAGAAGGUCGGCGGUUUGAAUGCCUGUGAUGGGGUGAGCUUCCGUUGCUCGGUCCCUGCUCCUGCAGUCAUGCUGGCCACAUGACCCGGAAGCUGUACGCUGGCUCCCUCAGCCAAUAAAGCGAGAUGAGCGCCGCAACCCCAGAGUCGUCCGCAACUGGACCUAAUGGUCAGUGGUCCCUUUACCUUUACCUUUAUAUUGCAGAAUAUAUCUGCAAACAAACCCAACAACUGAGCAAUAUGGAGCAGUGCCGGAUUUACCGGAUUUUUCGCACCAUAGGGCGCACCUAGUUUUUAGAGGAGGAAAACACACAAAAAAAUAUUCUGAAUCAAAUGUUGCACUAAACUAUUUAAAGCAGCAAAGCGGGCGGCUCCUGUCCGCUUUGCUGCUUUAAAUCGAGCCUCAGAGGAGGGUAGGAAGGGGAACCAUGGCUUAUCUAAGUCCAGUUAAUAAUGCUGAGCCUGACUUAUGGCCAUCGAGAUUAGCCUGGCCGUCUCAGUGGAAAUCUGGGGAUGCUGAGGUGGACUUUCCAGUGGUCAAAGUGUGGUUGUGUCUUCCUGCCCGGCAUCUAUUUCCUGCCCUCUUUCUCCCCUGCACCCCGCACCCUGCUUCGAGGGAAGGAAGCGGAGCCAUGGAUCCUCUGCUCGCAACUGCAGUGGAUUCCAUCCACUUUGAAGCAGGAAAGUGGGAGAGGAGCUGCUUACACGAGUGUAAGCUGCUCCCCUCCCACUUUGCUGCUUCAAAGGGAGCCCAGGAGGAGGGAAUCCGCUGCAGCUUCCCCCACCUCCCGGAGAGCCCGCAGAAGCCGCCAGCUCUUUAAAGGGGCUGCGCGGCUUCUCCUGGCUUUUCUGGGAGGUGGGAGAAGGGACUGAUGCAGCCAGUCAGUCCCUUCUCCCUCCUGGGGAAAAGCCCGCAAGAGCGCACGAAGCUUGUGUGCGGCUCUUGGGGGCUUUUCCCGCCUGCCUCCCCCUUGCAUUCGCUCCAUAGGACGCACACACAUUUUCCCUUGCUUUUUAGGAGGGAAAAAGUUCGUCCUAUAGAGUGAAAAAUACGGUAUGUAUAGGCUAAGUAGGCUGAAGCCUAGGGUCUCUAAAUCUAGGGGGCCUCCCCAGCCUGACCACCCCCCAGCGGGCAGUCUCCCCUCACCCCAAAUUGCAAACCCAAGACUUCAUGCAAGGGCAGGGCAACUCAGGCCCAGCAACUUUGAGACUGGGGGCUCCCCCCCCCAAAGAAUCCUGGGAGCUGUAGUUCCUUAAGGGCUCUGGGAGUUUUUAGCCUUUCUCAACCUGAGGGUCCCCAGAUUUUGUUGGACUACAACUCCCAUCCUCUGUAGCUGGCAAGGCCAGAUGAUGGCAAGGCCAGGGAUGAUGGGAGUUGUAGUCCAACAACAUCUGGGGACCCACAGGUUGAGAAGCGCUGCUUUAGGAGAACCCCGGUUCCCCUCACAGACCUACAGUUCCCAGAGUUUCCUUGUGAGGAGGGAUUGAAUGCUAAACCACUCUGGGGAUUGUAGCUCCCUCCACAGUCCGUGGCUCCCAGAAUUCUUUGGGGGAAGCCAUGUCUACAAAUGUGGCUUCGUAGUGCUUCGAAUGAAUGGCUUUUUAUUCAUUGUCUUGCUACCCCUGCUUGCCCUCGUCUGCGCAUGUUCCAAUUGGCCAGUGACCCUCCUUACUCUGAAUUUGGCAUCACCCUUCUGUUUCUCUGCAGGAGCCUCGUAUCCUGGUCUGAAUUUCGGGAAGGACUCGAUCGGGUCCACCCUGUGGAUCCCGGCCCAAUGGCCUUAGCCCUGAGAUCCACCAUCGACCUCACCUGCAACGGGCACAUCUCCGUAUUCGAGUUUGACAUUUUCACCCGCCUCUUUCAGGUACACCUGGGGAGUUGGUGGGACCCUGGAGUUGGUUUUAACCCUGAAAACGAAACGUCUUGCCCUCUUCACCUUCAAAAGAAGCAAAAUCGGAAUACUUGGGGAGGGAAAACGGAAAACUGUUUAUUUUAUAUUUAUUUACUGUUUUGUCAAAAUACAAAAUCAAACGCAAAACGGAAUCAUCAUUUUGCGAAAUAUCUUUUUUUAUAACAUUUUAUUAAAUUUCCAAAAAUAAAAGCAAUAAAAAACCCAAUAAUAAUAUUCACAAUUAACAAUUUCAACCAUAAAUCUUAAUUGACUUCCCUCCACUCCCCCUCCUGGUUCCAUUAUUUUACUCUUAUUCAUGCAUGUCCUUAAAAUCUUAUAUUCUUAAUAAUCUAAUUUUUAAACCUUGUUCAUCGUAUUACAAGUGAUUUUUAAAAGUUCAAUUAAUGUAAAAACCUAUACACAAAGCUCACAAGGUUAUGCUUUAAACAUUUUCUUUGUUUAAAAAAAAGAAAGGAAAAAACCAAUGUCCUUUUGGGUUUCAUAUUGUCUAAUAUGUCCUGCAUAGUUCACUAGAUUAUUUUACCAGUCUUCUUUAUCUUCUUUGGCUGUGGCUUCUUCCUUCUAUGGGCCGGUCUUGGCCUGGCAUCCACUCUCAGGUGCGGGUCAUUUUGCAAAAUAUCGAAGCAGGGACAAAGAAUUGGGUGUGGACAGCAGUAAUACAUUCCAGGCUUUUGAUAUAAUAGAAAGUCUAUGAAAUAAAAACAAACACUCUUAACAUAGAUAUCUGUUAUCCCUCCCUGGACAGGGGGGAGGAAGUUUAACGCUGAAAAUGAAACGUUUUGCUCUCCUUUGACUCCUCACAUUCAAAAUAAGCAACGUCAUUAUACUUGGGCACUAAAAUGUAUUUGUUUUAUUUUAAAGCAUUUAUAAACUGCUUAGCGUUUAAAAAAACAAAACUCCAAAUGGUGUACAAUAGUGAAACAAAAAAAAUCUUUAAAACAAAAAUACAACAUAAAACCAAGAAGACAAUAAUAUAAUGGUAUAUAUAUAUUUUUUUUUUAAAACGCAGAAUGGGAAAUUAGGGGGUGCAAACACAGAAAAUGGGGGCUGGUGAUAUGAAUCAGAGGAACGCCAGGGCUAAUUUUAGGAAAACUGCUCUCGGUGGUCCUAUUUUAUCUCCAUUUCCAGUUGUCAUUCAACACCCCCCGAGUUUGCUAUUAGAGGGAACAUGGCCCAUAUAUUCUGUUGUGUUGCCUGUGGCCUUUCUAUGUUCAGUGAGGGGAGGUGUUUUUGCUUUAAAAAACAACCUGAACGCACUUCCUCCCUGCACCUUUGCAAAAUUAAACCGAGCCAAGAGAUGGAAACUUUGGCUCCUCGCCCACCUCUGCUGACCCACCUCUGCUGUCACCACCCACGCAUGGCAGCCUUGAGCGAGUGAUGGACGCACACCAGCCACAUCCUGCCCUGUGGUCAGCAGCUCUCCUUGCAAGAGGCGCGAAAAACGCAAACGGUGCACACAAGACAAAGAUCUUCCAUGGAGGGGUGUGGAGGAAGGGGGGGACGGAUGUCGUGAAGGAGGCAGCCGGUUGUUUGUCAGGUGGAGCCGGCAGCCCUCUGACCCAUUUGCAAAGCUCUCGCCGAAAGCUUCCUGCAAGUCACUUUGCCCUGCCUUCCAGAUACUGUGUCCUGCAUUCUGAGAUGGCAAGAAAAAAGCACACCAAGAACUCAGGCCAAUGUAAGCUUCAGUAGUGGGAGUGGUCCCUACUCACAAAUCAAUAGUCAAUAGUAACAAAAAUUAAUCCAUUCAAAAGUAUCUAGGGGGGAAAAACCAAUUUAAAAUACAGGUUAAAAUGAAAUUUAAAAUGCAGCCUCAUUUUAAAAGUAGCCCAUAGAUCAAAACCAUAAGGGUAGGGAAACAAAAGGGUCAGACCCAGUCCAAAUCAAAGGCCAGGCGGAACAGCUCUGUCUUGCAGGCCCUGCGGAAAGAUGGCAAGUCCUUCAGGGCCCUAGUCUCUUGUGACAGAGCAUUCCACCACGUCGGGGCCAGUGCUGAAAAGGCCCUGGCCCUAGUUGAGACCAAUUUAACCACCUUGCGACUUGGGACCUCCAAAAUGUUGUCAUUUGUGGACCUUAAGGUCCUCCACGGGGCAUACCAGGAGAGGCGGUCCCGUAUGAUGCGAGUUGUAGUCCAAAAACAGCUGGAGAAACCCUGGACUAGAUAGACCUUUGGUCUGAUAUAGGAGGACUUUUCUUAUAUCAGAGGUAGGGAAUGUGGCCCUCCGGACCUCUUUCUCUGGCCCCCAGGGCUCUUUCAGGGCUGCUCCUCCUCCCUAGUCAUACUCCCUGCUUUGCAUCCUCUGUGAGUGCUUUUGCCUGUGUAUGUACUGAGUUGAAUAGGAUCCAAAAUGCAGCAGUCUGAUUGGUCCUAGAACAAUAGGAUUCAGAAUGCAGGAGUCUGAUUGGUCCUAGAACAAUAGGAUUCAGAAUGCAGCAGCCUGAUUGGUCCACAGGAGCCACCCAAUCCAGCUCCAGGUGGAAGUGAAUCCAUGACCUGAUUGGCCUACAGGAGAAUCCCGGAAUUAGCCAAUCACUGUGUAAAUAAUGUAUAUAAAGCAGAUACUUUGGGGGAACUUUCAUUCCUCCUCACCACUAUGAACUGAAUCAAAAGCAUGAAAUCCACUCUUGACUCCGAGUAUAUUUCAGCCUGCCUGGAAAUGGCCCCUUAAUAAUACCCGGAUGGAGGACUAUAUGUGUGUAGAUGUAAGCCUACUCCAGAAGGGGAAAUUUGCAUCUGUUGCUCUGCCCACUUUGCCCAUGGCCCCACCCACCACCGGCAUAUGGCCCCUGGAAGCUUUAUCCAGAAGGGGAUUUGGCCCUCAGGCUGAAACAGGUCCUCCACCCCCCUCUCUUACAUUUAUAAUGGCUCCCGGCCGCUCGCUGAUGCCUCUCUCUGCUCCCUCCCCUGCAGCCUUGGCCGACAUUGCUCAAGAACUGGACGUACCUCGCGGUCACGCACCCAGGAUACAUGGCUUUCCUCACCUACGACGAAGUGAAGGCACGCCUGCAGGCUUACACCAAUAAGCCCGGCAGGUAAGAUGGCGCCCCCGAGUGGUUCUACCCGAGCAGGCCUCCUUGCCUCACUUAAGAACUGGUUUUCUCAAGGACCCUCCAGUUUUUAUUCCGGUUCGCUUGCACAAAGUGUAUACGGCGGUUAGACCAGCUCCGUUCUUUCUCAAGCCUUUGUUCCGGUUUGUUUAUGGGGCAGUUAUACAAUAAGGAGCGUCUUUCCCGCAUUCAUUCCUUUUAUAUAUAUAUAUAUAUAUAAUUAUUUAUUAGUUUUUUUAACAUAUCAUUUUCAACAGUAAUUAAACAUACUUUUACAUAUUAUUCAAAUUUUUGACUUCCAUCAAUCCUGUCUGAAUAUUUUCCAAUCUAAUCUCUCAGUGUGCAUUUCUUAUCUUCCCUAUUACAUUUCAAACUCAUAACCAAUAUCUCUAUCUUUUUCUACUCUGUAACACUUCGUAUAUUUCUCCUUACAAAACUUCUUGUAGUCCUACUAGCAUAAUUUGUUCAUUACAGUUGCUCUUCAAAUAAUUCAUAUACUUCAUCCAAUCUUCUGUAAAUCUCUGGUCCCGCAGGUUUCGAAUCCUUCCUGUCAUUUUGUCCAAUUCUGCAUAGUCCAUUAAUAUCGUCUGCCAUUCUUAUUUCAUCAGAAUUUCUUCUUGUUUCCAUUUCUGAGCUAACAAUACUCUUGCUGCAGUUGUUGCAUAUAAAAACAUUUUAACAUCUUACCUAUUAAUGUCCUGACCUAUAAUACCAAGUAAAAAUGCUGCUGGUUUUUUAAAAAAUGUAUAUUUCAACAUAUUUCAGCAUUCAUUCCUGUUACGCUGGUGGGCCGAGGUGUAGUGGUCUGGGGUCAUGGGAGGGCCAAAGUCCCCUUUCUAUUUCUGCAGUGGGGUCCCUGCCUCUAGCUUCCUGGAGGUGCCCAGCCAGAAUGAAUGGGGAGAUUUCCAGCCACUAAGAAGUCUUCUUGUGCUUUGUGCUGAUUGGAACCAAUCUGAGUGAAAGGAGAUGAGUCCAUAGCUGUCAACCGUCCCUUAUUUGCCGGGAAAGUCCCUUAUCCCAGCGCUGUGUCCCGCUGCUGUCCCUUAUUGAUGAUGUCCCUUAAAUUUCCCGGGUUUCAAAGGAAGCAGCUCCUCUCCCUCCCUCCCUGCCGGCCAGGGAGGAGGGAGGCUCCAGCUGUGUUGCUUGGCUGCGUUGCUUAUCCAAUAAGGAGUCUAAGAACGACUGGGGGUGGAGCUUGCAUGCCUUGUGCCAAUCAAAUUGGCCGGGUUGCCUGGGGACUCGGCUUUGCUCAGCGCUUCCCAGCGGAGAGGUGACGGUUGUUUUCCUUGCUGCAUCCCCUUUGCUGGGUUGCUGCGCUAUGGGAACCACCGCUUGAGGCUUCAUUUGGCUGCUGGCUGGGCUUUUUGCCUUUGGCUCGGAGGGGCUCAGAAGUUGAACAUACCUGUGCUCUGAAAAUCACUUAAUUUGGCAGCUGAUCCCUUAUUUUUGAGGCUGCUGGUCCCUUAUUUUCAACUCUGUAAGUUGACAGCUAUGGAUGAGUCGGCCAUUGAGGACGGGCUCCUAGGGUCACCCUGGAGAGGAGAUGCAGGAGCAACACUGAGGAGUUGUGGUUCUGUAUGCUCCCAAGCUAACCGUUUAGGAACACUGGAAAACACAAGAGGUUUGGGGUUUGAGAUAAUGCAGAGCAAGUUCUGUCACAUUGAGGAAAAUGCAACUUAAGGUUUCAAGAACUCCACAUUGUGCGCAUUCCUGGGCUCUUUGUGGGAUAUUUACACAAUUUGUGAGAUAUUGACACUAUUUCCUGCUGAUCGUUCAUUCAUCUUGCAUUUUUCCUCGUUGCUUUCCUUAACCUCAAAAGUUCAGUGUUGUUUUGGGGGUUUGGGGACCGGUGGUGGUGGAUUAAUUGCAUUGGGGCGACAGAUUGCCCAAAUGUGCUCUAAUUGCCCAAAUCUAAUGUGCUCUACCCCUUCAUGGAUCACUGCCUUGCCGUAGCGAAGGGGCUUGAAUAACUCAGAGAAGCUAUGAACUAUGCCGAGCAGGGCACCCAAGAUGGACAGUUUUCCCAGUAGUGAUGUAUGGAAGUGAGAGCUGGACCAUAAAGAAGGCUGAUCGCUGAAUAAUUGAUGCUUUUGAAUUAUGGUGCUGGAGGAGACUCUUGAGAGUCCCAUGGACUGCAAGAAGAUCAAACCUCUCCAUUCUGAAGGAAAUCAGCCGUGAGUGCUCACUGGAAGGACAGAUCCUGAAGCUGAGGCUCCAAUACUUUGGCUACCUCAUGAGAAGAGAAGACUCCCUGGAAAAGACCCUGGUGUUAGGAAAGAUUGAAGGCACAAGGAGAAGGGGACGACAGAGGACAAGAUGGUUGGAUAGUGUUCUGGAAGCUACCAGCAUGAGUUUGACCAAACUGCGGGAGGCAGUGGAAGACAGGAGUGCCUGGCGUGCUGUGGUCCAUGGGGUCACGAAGAGUCGGACACGACUAAACAACUAAACAACAACAGCAACAAUGUGCUCUAAUUGCCCAAAUCUAAAAUCCUGCCUUGCUCUGGAAUCCCUUGACAGCCGAGGCACCUUCAGCGAGCAAAGGGAGGAGGACGAGGUGUGGCUGUCCAACCCCAAGCAAGGACAUUACUGCUCAGUGGUUAGAGCACCUUCUUUGCAAGUCAAAAGUCCCGGGUUCAAUUUGUGGCAGCUCCAGGUAGACUACUACUUGGAACACAGGAAAAUUUCCUUAAAUCAAAUUGGAACAUUGAUCCAUCUAGCGUUGUCUACACUGAUUGGCAGCGGCUGUUUUGCAUUUCAUCCAGGGGCAACUCCUUAUUAUUAUUAUUAUUAUUAUUAUUAUUAUUACUACUACUAUUAUUAUUCUGCCCUAUACCCAGAGGUCCUCAGGGCAAUUCAAAGAACAAAAUCAAAAUACAGAAGCCCAAAAUAUAUAAUCAAAAUAAAAACAACGCCGCCCCCCCCAAAACCCACAUUUUAAAAGGGCGUAGGAUGUCAAUCAGAUCAGCCAAAGGCCUGAUUAAAAAGGAACAUUUUCGCCUGGCACCUAAAGGUAUAAAAUGAAGGCGCCAUGUGAACUUCCCUGGGGAGAGCCUUCCACAGACAGGGAGCCACUGCAGAGAAGGCCCCGUUCUCGUGUUGCCACCCUCCGAACUUCUCGAGGAGGAGGCACAUGAAGAAGGGCCUUGAAAGAUGAUCCCAGGGUCCGGGUAGGUUCAUAUGGAAAGAGGCGGUCCUUGAGAUAUUGCGGUCCUGAGCCUUUUAAGGCUUUAUAGGUCAAAACCGGCACUUUGAAUUGGGCCCGGAAACUAAUUGGCAGCCAGUGCGGUCGGACCAGGAUCGGUGUCAUAUGCUGAAAUCUGCAAGGCAGUUGCCCUAACCACUGAGCCAUGCUCCUUUCCCCCCAGAGAGGUCCUGCAGACCUUCUGCCUCACAGUUUGCGCAGCACUGAGCUAGGUGGACAAAGGCUCUGACUUGGUAUCAGGGAGUUUUCUGAGGACCCCUAGCAGAUGCCAGCCAACGCCCCCCCCGCCAGCUACCGCUUAAAUGCUCCCAGCUAAAAAUGCUUCUAGAUCGCCUCCCUCUGUGAAACUCCCCAAUCCACCCCCUUCCAGGUCUCUUCCACCCCAGUUUGAGGACCGCCAUUCCGUUUGUGCCGCCAGUUCUUACUGCUGUAUUGCCACGCUAUUGACCUCUCGCUGGAUCUCUCUCCAUCUCAGCUAUAUUUUCCGCCUGAGCUGCACCCGGCUGGGCCAGUGGGCCAUCGGCUACGUGACGGAAGACGGGAGCAUCUUGCAAACCAUCCCACAGAACAAGCCUCUCUUCCAGGCGCUGAUUGACGGACGCAAGGAGGGCUUGUAGGUGAUGGGGAUUGGCGGUGGGGAUGUGGUGGGGCCAGAGUUGCGGGUGUUCUCUGGGCGGCUUUCAACAAAAUAUUAAAAUACAAUAAUCUAUUAAACAAAAGCUUCACUAAACAGGGCUGCCUUCAGAUGUCUUCUAAAAGUCUGGUAGUUGUUGUUCUCUUUGACAUCUGAUGGGAGGGCGUUCCACAGGGCGGGUGCCACUACCGAGAAGGCCCUUUGCCUGGUCCCCUGUAACUUGGCUUCUCAUAGCGAUGGAACCACCAGAAGGCCCUUGGCACUGGACCUCAGUGUCCGGGCAGAACAAUGGGGGUGGAGACGCUCCUUCAGGUAUACUAGACCGAGGCUGUUUAGGUCUUUAAAGGUCAGCACCAACACUUUGCAUUGUGCUUGGAAACGUACUGGGAGCCAAUGUAGGUCUUUCAAGACCGGUGUUAUGUGGUCUCGGUGGCCGCUCCCAGUCACCAGUCUAGCUGCCGCCUUCUGGAUUAGUUGUAGUUUCAGGGUCACCUUCAGAGGUAGCCCCACAUAGAGCGCAUUGCACUAGUCCAAUUUAUAUUAUUUCUUUAUAUUUCUAUACCACCUUUCGUCCAAGAAGCAAAAAGUGUAUUCAUUUUUAUGCAAACUCCUCCCCCAUAUAUGUAAAUUUGCAAACAUGCUUCGGUGAGUAAGCUGCAGAGCAAAAUUCAGAUAACUGAACACAUUUUUGUGUUUCGGUUCACAUGGUGGUUUUUUGGAAAGGGAACUUGUUAAAUUCGGCUUCAGGCAAGACCUGGAUUGAAUUUCUAUCCCAUCCCCCUUCUGCAGCUAUCUGUAUGCUGACGGGAAGAAUGCAAAUCCGGAUCUGGCCGAGUUGACGGAGGUGUCAUCCCAAAACCGAAUCCAGGUCUCGCAAGUAAGUCUCCUUGUGCUCUUCCCCCAACCUGAGCAGGCCGUUAAGACUUUAAAAUUAAGUGCUCCGAGUAGAGAGACAGCAAGGACAACAGGAUAAAAAACUCAUGCAUGCCCACCUUCAUCAAAUGCCUGGUUUCCAGCACCCAUAUCUGCAGCUUCUAGGUGGGUGCCACCUGGGGACUCAGCUACAUUAGUAAAGAAACAGCAAUUUGAAUGUGCUAUCAACAUGCAACACCAGGUGGCGCCAGAGAGCAGGAAAAUUUAAAGAUGUGAUUUUCCAUAGAGAUUUUUUAAAUCUUUUGUUAAAAUGAUCUAAUUUCUGACAUUUAUAGCACGGGGGGGGGGGUUCCUGUGUUUAGAUCCACCCAGGAUAGGGGGACUUUUGGGUACUGACACCUUGUUUGUGGCCUACCACUCCCUGGAGAAAUCCACCUGGCACCCCUUGAUUCCUCUUUGUUUUUGCCAUUUAAAAUGGCAGGUUAAAACCGUUGCGUUUCGCCAGACCUUUGUGGAAAAACAAUGCAUGCCUAUCCCUAGCUUUCCCCUCUCCCAAAUGUAUCCUCCGAACAGCCCUGUGAGGUAGGUUAGGCUGAGAGGCAGCAACCUGAGCUUCAGGGUUCAGUGAGGAUUGGAACAUGGGUCUCCGAGUGCAGUGCUCAAACCAUUAAGCCACGCUGCCUCUCGUUCUCUCAAGUCGCCAUCCCAUGCCCCUUUCUCUGCUUUUCCCACAGGAGCAGUUUGAAGUCUACUGCCAGGUGGGCUCCACCUUCCAGCUCUGCAAGAUCUGCGCCGAGAACGACAAAGAUGUCCGGAUCCAGCCUUGUGGGCAUCUCCUCUGCCGGGGCUGCCUCAACACAUGGCAGGUGAGGGCCCGAUCCCUGACCUUUCCCAGGCCCCUGCCCCUUCGCCCUGCCUGGCUGGCUGGCUGGGCCUCGCUGCCUUAUGCAAGCAGCUGCUUCUCUUGUGAACUAACAGCAUACUGUCUCCUCACCCUUUCCUUGACCCUCAGCCACUCUUAAUGCCAUUCCACGUUAAGCAUCACGCCACUUUUAAGAGUCUUGGCUUCCCUCCGAAGAAUCUUGGGAACUGUAGUUUGUAAAAGGUGUUGAGGGUUGUUUGGAGACCCUUAUUCCCCUUCCUGAAACUACAGUUCCUCAGAGUGGUUUAACAGUCGGUCCCUCUCCCCAGGGGACUCUGGGAAUUUUAGUUCUGUAGGCGAAUAUGACAGUGUUCUUGAAGCUACGAACAUGAGUUUGACCAAACUGUGGGAGGCAGUGGAAGACAGGAGUGCCUGGCGUGCUCUGGUCCAGGGGGUCACAGAGAGUCGGACAUGACUAAAUGACUAAAAAACAACAACAACAGGUGAGUAGGGGCCUCCUCUCAGCACCCUUAAGGUAAAGGGACCCCUGACCAUUAGUUCCAGUCGUGGCCGACUCUGGGGUUGUGGCACUCAUCUCGCUUUAUUGGCCGAGGGAGCCGGCGUACAGCUUCCGGGUCUUGUGGCCAGCAUGACUAAGCCGCUUCUGGCGAACCAGAGCAGCGCACGGAAAUGCCGUUUACCUUCCCGCCGGAGCGGUACCUAUUUAUCUACUUGCGCUUUGAUGUGCUUUCGAACUGCUAGGUUGGCAGGAGCAGGGACCAAGUAAUGGGAGCUCACCCCGUCGCAGGGAUUCGAACCGCUGACCUGAUCGGCAAGUCCUAGGCUCUGUGGUUUAACCCACAGCGCCACCCGCGUCCCUUCUCAGCACCCUUAACAAACCUUUAAAAAAUAUCACUAUGGGAAUUGUGCUGAUAGUUGUUAGGAGGCCUCCAUUCCCCUCCCAGAACUACAGUUCCCAGAGUUCCCUGGGAGGAGGGACUGGCUGUUAAACCUGUCAGAGGGCAAGGUCGUUCUGUGACAAGCAAACUAAAGUUCCCAGGAUUCUUUGGAGGAAGCUAUGCCUUUUGAAGUGGCAUAAGACUGGACGGUGUGGCUGAGCCCCUUGUUGUUGUUUUCCUUGAUGUGCUCCACAAGAUGAACUGUCACAUCCCCAGCUAGUUCCUUCUUCCAUUCCUCUGCUUCCAGCCAGCCCAUAAUACUGAUUACAUCUUGCUUAAGUGUUCAUCCAGUCAGUACAGUGGUACCUUGGUUCUCAAACUUAAUCCGCUCCGGAGGUCCGUUCCAAAACCAAAGCAUUCCAAAACCAAGGUGCACUUUCCCAUAGAAAGUAAUGCAAAAUGGAUUAAUUCAUUCCAGACUUUUAAAAACAACCCCUAAAACAGCAAUUUAACAUGAAUUUUACUCUCUGACGAGACCAUUGAUCAAUAAAAAGGAAGCAAUAAACAAUGUACUGCCGUCACACAGUCCAUCAAUCAGUAGCUGAACUGGGUUCCACACGGUCACAAAAAGAGAGCCGCAAAAACAAAAAUGCAAAAUAAAUAGCAGAAACACACAGACCUCAGCGUAACACUCAAAACGGAGCACGUUCGGCUUCUGAAAAAAGUUCUCAAACCUUACUUCCGGGUUUGCAGUGUUUGGGUUCCAAGUUGUUUGAGUACCAAGGCGUUUGAGAACCAAGGUACCACUGUACAAGGAUGGGGAACUCCAGUUGUGGCCAGACUCCGACUCCCAUCAGCCCCAGCCAGCAUGGUCACUGGUCAGGGAUGAUGGGAUCUGUAGUCCACCAUCGUCUGCAGAGCUGCAGGUUCUUCAUCCCUGGUUUGCUAUUUCUAAAUGCGUCUUCUUCAUUUUAUAUCUCUAUCUACGUAUCUCCAUUUUGAAAUACGGCCCUGAGAUUGUAAUCUAACCCCCGGACCGCUCGUCAAGCUUCCAUAAAUCAUUAAGAAAAUCGUUUGAGGCUGGAGACGGCAGUACUGGGAGUUGACAAGUUCAUCCGCCACGCAUCUGGAUUUAUCAGUUCCAUCAGGCUUAAUGGCCCAUUUGCAUGAGCCAGUUCAUUAGGAUCUCUCUCGCUCUCUUAAUUCUCCUCAGCACAUUUCGGAGAUAAGCUGCUCCUUAUCGUUCGGCAGCAUAAACCAAUUCUCCAGCCCAUCGUAUUUUAACCAACUCGGAGACCGUGUGUCUCUUACAGUCAGGAAGUCAGAUUUAAACGAGGGACGGCGUAGUUCAAAUUCCCACACAACCACAAAUUUUAGGUGCAUGAUUUGGGCAUGUCGCUGCCUCCUAGCCUCACAUGGGGUGAUAAAAGAGAGUGGAAACCACAAACGCCAUAAAGGAGAGAAAACACCCAAAAAACUCAACCCAGUGAAGACUGAGCGUGCUCAGUAUUUUGUUGUUCUUUAGUCGUUUAGUUGUGUCCGACUCUUCGUGACCCCAUGGACCAGAGCACGUCAGGCCCCCCUGUCUUCCACUGCCUCCCGCAGUUUGGUCAAACUCAUGCUGGUAGCUUCCAGAACACAGUCCAACCAUCUCAUCCUCUGUCGUCCCCUUCACCUUGUGCCCUCCAUCUUUCCCAACAUCAGGGUCUUUUCCAGGGAGUCUUCUCUUCUCAUGAGGUGGCCAAAGUCUUGGAGCCUCAGCUUCAGGAUCUGUCCUUCCAGUGAGCACUCAGGGCUGACUUCCUUCAGAAUGGAUAGGUUUGAUUCCUGCAGUCCAUGGGACUCUCAAGAGUCUCCUCCAGCACCAUAAUUCAAAAGCAUCCAUUCUUCGGCGAUCAGCCUUCUUUAUGGUCCAGCUCUCACUUCCAUACAUCACUACUGGGAAAACCAUAGCUUUAUCUAUACGGGCCUUUGUUGGCAAAGUAUUUACUCAGUAUUUACUGUUUAUUUAUUGCAUAUAUUUCCCCACCUCUUUCUCCAAGGAGCUCAAGGGGAAACCAGACAGAUGGGCGGGGUAUAAAUAAUAAAAUUAUUAUUAUUGAGGCCCCCCUCCUCAUCUAAUCCCCACAACACCCUUGGCGAGGUAGGCUGGGCUGAGAUAGGCAGUGGUCACCCAGUGAGCUUCAUGCCCAAGUGGGGAUUUGAACCCUGGUCCUUCCCAGGUCCUAGUCCGUAACCCUAACCACUACACUAUGCUGGCUCUCUGUACCCUCAUCAGCCAGGGAAUGCUAACUUGACAGUGUAGGAAUUACAACCCAAGGGAAUGAAAUGGAGCAAUUAGAAUCUGGGACAGCAGGACUCCAUGCUUCAACACUUUGUUGACGUUCCCAGUUCUUAACGCUGUUCACAUGUGUUGCAAAAGCACAUCAGCUGCUGCGCUUUCUCCUGCCACCGUUAGGCACAAAUCUUUGGAGACAAAUCUGGCCGAAUCGGUUCCUCUCAGUUUCUCAAUUUUACAGCCUUAAAUCCUGUUCCCCUCAUUUCCAUACCAAUUCACAACUGCUUUAUUUAAAACAAAAAACUCAUGAAAAUUCACCAGUGUUUUAUGUGAAGUUCUCCAAAUUUGCUUGUAUGCAAUUCUAUGUAAUAUGCACAUUUUCACAAUGCAGCUUUCCUUAAUAUAAUGUGGAUUUUUGGGGACAUUAGCUGUGAUUCUUGCUAGAUGGCCCUGUACAUUUCCGAGCACAAUUCAAAGUGUUGGUGCUGACCUUUAAAGCCCUAAACAGCCUCGGUCCAGUAUACCUGAAGGAGCAUCUCCACCCCCAUCAUUCAGCCUGGACACUGAGGUCCAGCACCGAGGGCCUUCUGGCUGUUCCUUCACUGUGAGAAGCAAGGUUGCAGGAAACCAGGCAGAGGGCCUUCUUGGUGGUGGCACCUGCCCUGUGGAAUGCCCUCCCAUAAGAUGUCAAGGAAAUAAACAACUAUCUGACUUUUAGAAGACAUCUGAAGGCAGCCCUGUUUAAGGAAGUUUUAAUGUCUGAUGUUUUAUCAUCUUUUUAUUAUUAUUAUCAUUAAUUCUGUUGGGAGCUGCCCAGAGUGGCUGGGGAAACCCAGCCAGAUGGGCAGGCUAUAAAUAAUAAAUUAUUAUUAUUAUUGUUAUUAUUAAGCUCCCUUCCAACUCCACAACCCUAUAAUUCAACCAUUAUUUUCACUAGUAUGUGCAAUUUAAAAAAUGAACAUUAUCCCAGCAUUUUUGGUACACGUUACUUGGCUAGAGAAGGGCGCUGCAAAAUUCAGAAAAGGGCCUGUUUCAUAGGAGGUCUGUGUGUGAAUUAUGUAGGUUCGCCUUUAACAGCGACCUGGACAGGAUUCCGCCUCCCAACUCCUCUUUUGGGAACACAGCCGCCCGUGACACCAGCCUGGCAAACUCUAAAGCAGCCUUCUCUGCCCCCAGCUCUCCGAAGCUCAUACCUGCCCCUUCUGUCGCCGGGAGAUCUGGGGCCACGAAGACAUCCUCAUUGAUGCCUUCAGCUACAAAGAAGACAGUGCCAGCCUGGAGGACGAGGGGGACGAGGGGGAUAUGGAAGACGUGGAGGUGGUGCUUCAGGAACUGGCCAUGAUGCGCCAGGAGAAAAAGGUCGGUAGAAGAAGGUGCAAUACCGGGCAGGGUGGAGUGGGGAGUGCAGCUUAUGGGGCAAGAUCUGGAUUAAUUCUGCCCUUCCCCUUCUGCACCAACCCUCAGCUCCAGGCAGCAAAUGGUGUCUCGCCUCCGUGCGCCACCCCCAAGUUGCAAACCCCGCCAGUGCCACCUCGGCUAAACAUGCAGAGGCAGAAUAAGAGCCCCCUGCCCAGUCCCGACUACCAGGUGAGUGGUACCCAGUUCUUAAGUUUUGUGCUCUCUCUCUCAACACCAGAACUCAGAGGCAUCUAGUGAAGCUGAAUGGUGGAAGAGUCAGGAUAGGCAAAAGGGCAUUUCCCUUUACGCAGUGCAUAGUUAAACUGCGGAACUCCAACUUGGAUGGUUUGAAAAGACGAUUGGGCACAUUCAUGGAGGAGAGAGGGCUAUUGGUGGCUGGGUGGCGCUGUGGGUUAAACCACAGAGCCUAGGACUUGCUGAUCAGAAGGUCGGCAGUUCGAAUCCCCGCAACAGGGUGAGCUCCCGUUGCUCGGUCCCUGCUCCUGCCAACCUAGCAGUUCAAAAGCACGUCAAAGUGCAAGUAGAUAAAUAGGUACCUAAUGGUCAGGGGUCCCUUUACCUUUAACUAUGAGGGCUAUGCACUUGCCUCCACAGCUGGACGCAAGCCGAAGGAGGAAACAAAUCCCACGUUUUCUGGCCUUAGGUUUUUCCGUCAAUUCUUCUGAAUCCCAGUGGCUGGAAACCACAGGAGAGGGCUCUGGUGCUUGGAUUCUGCUAACUCAGUGUUUCCCAAUCUCGGGCCUCCAGCUGCUUUUUUGGACUACAAUUCCUAUCAUCCCUGACAACUGGUCUUGCGAGCUAGGGAUGAUGGGAGUUGUAGUCUGAAAACAGCUGGCGACCCAAGUCUGGGAAACACUGAGCUAGAGGGUUCCCCGAAGAGAACCACUGUGAGAACGGGAUGCUGGACUGGAUAUGCCAAUUGGGUUCAUCCAGCAGGCUAUUCUUGCAUUUUGUGUGGAGUGGGAGGUGCAGAGGAUGUCCUGGACCAGGGGUCCGCAAACUAAGGUCCGCGGGCUGGAUAAGGCCCAUGGGACUCAUUUAUCUGGCCCACGGCGAUCCCUGCCGCCCGCUGCCGCCACCCGCUCUUACCGGCGCUGUGCUGAGCGGCUGCCCACUUAUGGGUCGGAGGAGCACCGGAAAUAGUUUGUGCGCAAGUGUUAUUUGCACAUGCGCAAGCGUUAUUUCCGGUGCACAUCCGGGUCAGAGGAGGCCCGUGCACAUGCGCACAAGCUAUUUCCGGUGCUCCUCCAACCCGUAAGUGCGCCGGAAACAACGUGUACGCACGCAUUUGGGCACGCGCUCCCCCACCCUCUGGCCCGCUGCGCAAUCGGCGCUGGAGACACUGGCCCGAGGCCCGAGUUUGCUGACCCCUGUCCUGGACAGUCUGCAAAGGUUUGCUUGAAUGACUUUGGUGCGUACCAUCCAACCCCAGAGCCUGUCAAAUGGCAGGGAGGAUUCCAGUUUCUUCUUCCCCUCUGUGAGGCAGAGAGGAACAAUUUACAGUGAAGAAGCACCAGGCAGGGGAGAGUUUACCCUUUCCCCACCCACCAUCUCCAUCCCCAAAUGAGCUUUCCCUCCAACAGGGGCUUCCAGAAGCAAUAACCAUUCUGUGAAUAUGAGGGAAGAGGCCAGGAAACUGCAGGGGCAAAGCGGCAGGGAGAGGCGGGAUAAGUACAUCCUCCCCCUUGCUGCUUCUCCCCUGCAGAUUGCACAUUUGUGGCGACUGGCAUUUGUUGCAACCCAGAGUGGGUGCUUCCCCCAGCACUCUCUUGCGCACCCCAGAAAUGAUCUCUUUCAGCUUUUUCCUUCUGGAAGAAGGUACAGGGUUAUAAAGACUAGGACUAGCCGCCUGAGAAACAGUUUCUAUUCAAUUGCGAUUUUGGUUUUAAACGCAGUGUAGGAUAGUCUCUGUGGGAGUAUAUUGUAUUUAAUUAUGGGGUAUCAGAGUUUUUAGGGGGCUAACCAGGCUGGGAUAGCUAGGAUAGCAGGCUUGUUGGUUUUUGAAUGUCUGAUGUAGACGUUUUCAAUUUCGUUGUUCUGUAUGGGGCAAUGACAAUAAAGAUUAUCGUAUCGUAUUGUAAACUCCAGGACGUGGGAUCGUAGAAUUGUAGAGUUGCAAGGGACCCUAAGAGUCAUCGGGUCAACUCCCCUGCAAUGCAAGAAUAAAUGUGCCCACAAGCAGUGCCAGGUUUACGUAUAAGCUAAACAAGCUAUAACUUAGGGCCCCACUCUCAAGGGGGCCCCAAAAAAAUUUAAAGGGGAAAAAAGCCUGGAAGUACAUUUCCAAAAUAUAAGAUAAAAAACAAAUAUAAUAAAACCUACAUACAGCAACAGUGUUUUGUGUUGCAUAGGCUCCUAUGAUGUAAGUCAUGGGCCCCACCUGCUAGCCUGCUCCCUAAUAUAUUACUGGUUUGCUCAUUUCUAUAUAUAGGGUGCCAGUUCUGCAUGGACGGGUUGCAUGGCAACAUGUGCAAAUGGCUUUAGAUACCUAUUAGGUCCAUAAAUUACCAUAUAGCAUAUAUUCAACACCAAAAGCAGCGACAAUUUGUUGUUGACAAAGGACAGCUGGACAUAUAAAGGGCCCCAUUACCUUCAGUAGCUGAGGGCCUCAUCAAACCUAAAUCUGGCCCUGCCUAUGAGUUCCAAACAUCAUUGGCGGCCAGCUGAUGCCAACUCUUUGACUUUCUUCCCAGGCCUCCUCCUCCGGCCACUGGAUGCUUCAUCGCCCCUUGCCAAGUCUCCCCCAGGGCAACCCCCCUUCAGCAGCGCCCUGGGACUCCCUGGCAACUUCGCCGUUUCCUGAGGAGGAGCAGCUGAGCUGAUUGUGGCUGAGACGGCAGCGGAGACGGGUAAGAGACAUCACCAGCAGAUUAAUCAACCAGAGACUGAAGUUGACUGACUGAGGAGGGAAGGUUAGGCCGAUGGCAUAUGAAUAUCACAGGAGAAUAUGAGACCUGUGUGCUGAAUCAAAGUUCCCCCCAGUGAAAGAAGAGCAGAAUGAAAAAGGACAGUGGGAGGAGAAAGGGGGGAAGAGGGAAGGGAGAAAUCUGAAAGGCCCUCUCUGCUAUCGGAGCAAUGUCCGUUGGUGGAAGGAUGCAAGCUUCAUAAGUUACACAGAGUCCUUCAGCAGAACCUGUUCCAACCAGCUAUGGGUGGCCUUGGGUAAGCAUCCAUCUUCUGGCUUCAGCUACCUCACAGGAUCAUUGUGCAGCAGCUGAAAUGCACCCCCAAGCUGCUUGGAGGAGGGGGUGGGAGAGUCCCACUGCAGUUUUUCAGUAUAUUUUUAAAAAAUGCUUCCUUCGUUUGCCCCUCAUCAACAACCCAGUAAGCUUGGUCAGGCUGAAAGAGAGUGACUUUGAGCUGCCAGAGGCAGGCAGGGUGCAACAAGGAUCUCUACAGGGUGUGCCUGGUUUGUCCCCCACCCCCCCAGAUUCUGUGCCCAGGGUCACGGGGGCCCCUCCUAGCCCCUUCACGCUACACCACUGAGAUAGGGUAUGUGGGUUUUAUCCUCUCAACAACCCUGUGAGGUAGGUUGGGCUAAGAGAUAGCCAUUGGCCCGAGGUCACCAACUUAGCUUCAUGACUGAGACCCCCGGGUAAAGGGUGGGAUAUAAAUUCUAAUAAUAAUAAUAAUAAUAAUAAUAAUAAUAAUAAUAAUGGCUGCUUGGGGAUUUGAACCCUGGUCUCCCAGGUCCAAGUCCAACACUCUAACCACUAAGCCACGCUGGCCCUCUAGGGGGCUCCUGGCCAGGCAGCGCCUCCUUUACCCGACUCCAAAGCUUCUGCCCUCUCCAGAGCCAACAGAAGCAGCCAGAAGGCUAGAUGUCACCUAACCCGUUUUUGUGUUUGCACAGCUGGUGCCAUCUGCAACGCACAAUCUGCUCUGCUGGAAGGUACCCCUGUCCCUCCGCCUCCGGCAUCCCAUCGCCAGCCUGGAUUGCGUCCAUUGGGGCAGCAGCCACACAAGACUGAACUUUCCAUCGCACUGGUUGUCACCCACUCUGCUGCUCCCUGUUUUUCCCAGGGGGAGAGACGGGUUUGCUUCUCUGCAACUUUUUGCCUCGCAGCCUUGAACCACACGGACUCCCCCCACUAAGGAUGAAGGACUGAGCCAAGUGGGUCCUCUGUAUUUUUCAGCGACUCCUGGGUGCCUUUUCAGACGGUUACCGGUUUUCCCAGGAGAACGGCACAACCCGCGCAAACCACAUCACACAGACUGCCACUCCUGCCAGCAGAAAAUCGCUCAGCACUCAAAGCAUCAUUGCUGGGAAACAGCGGUUUCUCACUCCUGCUGAUGCAUCACAAGCACUUCCUCCUAUCCUUGUGAGAAUGGCAGUGGUGCUCAUGCCGUGGGCUCUGACUGGACAGUGUCCAUGCCGUCAUUGUCACGUCCCAUUCCUUGCCUAGCUGCGUCAUUGUUUGGCAGGCUGCUGGUUUUUGUAAAUUGCUCUGAUGCCUUGUUUUUUCCUUUUGGGAGCAAACUCAGAAGGAAGGGUCCAAUAUUUUUUUUUCAGACCUUCUGAGGUCAGGGUUGAAUCUGGCCUGUGUUACGAGUGGUAAAGAGUUAGUUUUGGUUAGCAUUUCAAUCUAGCUGUGUGUGCAUGAUGCUUUUUUUGGUUGAAUGGAUGCUGUGUUAGCCACAUCCACAAGGUGGUGUCAACACUCAAGUGAUAGAGGCAGAGAAUACCACAACUUCAAGUUCAAACUUGUGUACACACACACACACACACACACACACACACACACUUGUGCACUUCUAGGGCAUUUCCAGACUACUGCUGCUUCCAAGUGGGAUUCAUUCUCAUGCCCUCAAAUUCAGGUUGCACUUCUAAAGACGAUUAGGCUGCUGUUUUCAGCAGACCUGCUCCCCCCAAAAUCAGAUUUUAUUGCAAUAAGGAAAAUGAUGGGGAAAAUGUUCUUUUAAAGUGUGAGAUGACGAUUGCUUGACCUGACGUUGUACAAACUCCUCUCAAACCAAUCAGAAUGUAUACUCGGUAAAUAUACAUGUUGUCUAACCUCCUUGCAAACCUUGUGCAAACAAAUCAGGAUGAAAGUGUAAUAAACAGGUCGCCUGGAAGCGACCAGAGUCUCCUUUCAGAUUUUUAAA
This is a messenger RNA of Podarcis lilfordi (Lilford's wall lizard), 26324 nucleotides long. NCBI's taxonomy places the organism in Eukaryota, Metazoa, Chordata, Lepidosauria, Squamata, Lacertidae. The record is from the annotation of a GenBank genome assembly.